CUUGAAAUAUGGCUGUCAUGCGCUUUUUGUUGUCAAAAUAAGCUGUGUAGUCCCAGCUGCUGCUAAAUUUAAUUUGUAAUUUGUAGCGUAAAACCCCAAACACCGAAAAUGUGUUUAUAGUACGAAAUUAACCCUACACUUUUCUAAUUGUUAUAAUUUUGUAUGUCGACAGUGAAAGUACAAGAUGCUGAAAUUAUCCUUCUUGAAUCUAAUGGUACCAACGAGUUGACAACAAUGGUUACAAUGAAGAAUCCAGCGAAUAAACAAAAUAGCUUUUCAGUGUUCAAACACAUUAAGUAUGAACAUCUUUUAGCAGGCAUAACAGGGGGGGCAUUGUCAACAUUAAUUCUGCAUCCUUUAGAUCUAAUGAAAAUAAGAUUUGCAGUUAGUGAUGGCCGAGCAUCUAUACCUCAAUACAGCAGUUUAACGAGUGCAUUUUACACAGUUCUUAGACAAGAAGGUGUGAAAGGAUUAUACAGAGGUGUAGCGCCUAAUGUUUGGGGUUCCGGGAGUGCCUGGGGAUUUUAUUUUUUAUUUUACAAUUCGAUAAAAAAUUGGAUUCAACAAGGAGACGCACAAUAUUCUUUGGGGCCCAGUUUACACAUGUUAGCUGCGUCCGAGGCUGGUAUACUAACGUUAAUAGUAACAAAUCCGAUAUGGGUAGUGAAAACAAGGCUGUGCUUACAAUACGGUAACGAGGAUAUGUAUAUAUCGCGAGGUGGUCAGUUCUACCACGGGAUGUCCGAUGCUCUAGUGAAAAUUUACCGUUCGGAAGGAGUGAAGGGGCUUUACAGGGGUUUUGUUCCGGGCAUGUUCGGAGUCGUCCACGGCGCAUUGCAGUUCAUGACUUACGAAGAAAUGAAGGCGUUUUACAAUAAAUAUAGGAAAUUACCUCAUGACAACAAAUUGACAUCGGGAGAAUACAUAGGUUUCGCCGCGAUAAGUAAAUUGAUAGCAGCAGCAGCUACGUAUCCGUACCAAGUGAUUAGGGCCAGAUUGCAAGAUCAACAUCAUUCGUACGAGGGUACAUGGGAUUGCGUUAGGAAGACGUGGAAGUUCGAGCGGAUGGCGGGAUUCUACAAGGGCUUGGCCCCUUACCUGCUCCACGUCACGCCUAAUAUAUGUCUAGUCAUGUUAAUUUAUGAGAAAUUUACUAAUUAAAUUAGCGAAUUAUGCAGCGAGUCUCCGUAAAAGUUAAGUGUGCAUUCUAAUUCGAAUUCGUUUGCAUUGGGCUGCGGUGCAGAGCUUUGUUUGGUCGAAGCUUAACUCUUAUAGAGACCAUUCGCAGUCACUUUUUAGUGUGGUUUUCAAAUUAAAUGGCAUUAGUUUAUUACAUGAAUCAAUUAAUUAAAAACCCUAUGUUUAGCGGAUAUUUGUUGUUACUGUGAUCACUUAACAUUAUUUGCGCGUUCAUUUUGAAUUUCAGAUUUGUACCCGCUUUGGUAAGUAUAAUGAGUCUUUGGCACAUUGGUUGUUGUUGACGAGGAUUUGAAAUUAAUAAAAAAACAAUGGAUCCAAUAUUUAUUAAUCAUAAACAAUUUUUUAUAUUGUUUUUAAUUAUUAACUUCUGAAUAAUGUUAAUUCUUGCAACAACGACUGUGCUAUUUCUUUGUGCAUCAUUUGUUUUGUUUCACAGUAAGAUCCAUUGUUCUGUUGACGAAGCGACUUGAUAUUGUUAUUCAUUUCGAUCAGCUGGAAAAAUAUCGCUUGCUUCAUUUUCGGAACGAAUAAUUUCGUGUGAUUUAUCACUUUUGUUGCGUAUACUUAAUAAACAAGGCCAAAAGUUGAGGAUUUUUAUUGAAAUUUUGCAACUUAAAUAUUUCCAAGUUUUGGCCUUUUACUUCAAAGGCACUGUAUACAGAGGGCUCGAAAUUUAACGUAUAAUAAAAACUACUUUGUGUAAUUAGAGAUGCAUUUUUAAAGCACAGAGGUGGAUUUGCAAAUAAUUAUUGGGCAUAAUUUCUUUUUAUAUUGCCUCGUUUGUUUCGAAUUGACUAAUAAAUAAAUGCUUUCAAUAUGAUUUUUGUAGAACUUUUGCAGAAGAUUUAAGGAAUAUUUAUUAUACAUUUAAGCACUCUAUUUGCAACUUCCGUGUAAAAUACAUCUUUGUCAUGUAGUUUUUAUACAUGUGGAGCCUGAGUUGUCUGUAAGUAUUUUUUAUCAGGCUUUUUUUGAUUAAUUCAUCGUCGAAAACCCAUAAUAAUAUAUAUUUUUUAGGAAUGUUACAGCAAUAAAUGGAAGCAUUUUAAAUAAUAGGUAUUAUAGCUCGUAUUGUAAUUUAUUUCUUAGAAGAAAUAUAUCUGAAUUUUCUUACAUAUCAGUACAUUAAAAGUAAUUUUGUAGACUACUAAUUUUUUUCAACAAGAAAAUUUAUUUUUAAUAUCGUAGCGUUAAAUCUUAAAAUGUACUUAUUUAUUGAAAUUUGACUUAGCACAUUUGUUUCGAAUUAAUUAAGCAGGGUUUUG
Phyllotreta striolata is the source of this 2465-nucleotide messenger RNA. NCBI's taxonomy places the organism in Eukaryota, Metazoa, Arthropoda, Insecta, Coleoptera, Chrysomelidae. The record is from the annotation of a GenBank genome assembly.